Molecule: messenger RNA, 3117 nt
Organism: Astrephomene gubernaculifera
Lineage: Eukaryota; Viridiplantae; Chlorophyta; Chlorophyceae; Chlamydomonadales; Astrephomenaceae
Source: the annotation of a GenBank genome assembly
CCGCCUCCUCGCAGCUCCGCGAGCCGCAGCUGCCCCCCCUGUCCUCAUUCAUGCCGGGCGGCGGGGCGGGGCACAGCCACCCCACCUGGCCGUACGGCAACGUGGUGGACCCCAAGUUCGCAGCCAAGGAUGCCACGUGGGACAGCGACCGCUGGGUGAGUGCCGUGUCCUCCUACCUGGCGCAGGAGGAGCAGCACAGGCGGGCGCUGCUGGCGGCGGCGGGCCCCGAGCGGGGCGGGGCGGCGGUGGUGGCGGCGGCAAGGCUGCUGGCUCGGCCGGGCAGUGCGAUGGGGGCGGUGCUGCGGAGGGAGCUGCUGGGCAGCUGGGAAGAGGCGGCGGACACGCUGCACAGCUCCUUCCACACCGCCCACCCCGCGGAGGACUGCCUGGUCAACACCUGGGUCGCCAGCGGGGGCGGGGGCAGCAGCAAGAGCGGCAGCCCCAGCAGCAGCCCCAGUGUGGCGGGCCGCUGGGUGCUGAUCGACCUGACAGCGGGCGGCAAGGACUGGGGCCCCGCGCUGGGGGGCGAGGGGGUGGUGCACACGCACACACUGCCCAACGUGCACGAGCUGUUCGGGGCGGUGAAGCGGAUCAAGGAGGAGGUGCGCCAGGCCGCCCUGCAACCCUCCCCCGACGGCUCCCAGCCGGCUUCCACCCACCAGGAGGCGGCGGUGGUUGCCGAGCUGGCUGCCGCCAAGGCCGCCCGCCUGCCCUCGGUGGCCAACAGGCACCACCACAUGUACCUGCUCAAGAAGCACGCCCGCAUGCACGGCUCGGGUGCCCCCGGCUCCUCCCCCGCUCCCGGUGCUGACCCCUCCUCCCCUCCCAUCUCCGAGGAGGAGGCCGAGCGGCAGUGGCGGCUGCAGCACCAGGUGGUGCUGCUGCAGGCGGAGCUGGACGUGAUCGAGGAGUGGGCGCUGAGGUACUGCCAUGAGCAGGCCCACCCCCCGCUGGCCUGCUCCGGCUGGCGCGAGGAGGCCGCAGCGCUGCGUGCGGGGCUGUCCAAGCUGCACGGCGCAGCGGGCGCGGAGGCGACCUACGAGCUGUUCCGGCAGCACCGCUGGGAGAUAUUCGGACAGGAGUCGGAGGACUGGCUGCAUCAACGCCCCGACCUGUACGACGAGGAAGAGAUCUCCCGCGACACGCUGCUCAGUGAGCUGGCAGGCGCCAUGUCGCGGGCCAUUCGCCACGUCAUCGCGCCGCCAACCGCCACCUGGCAACCGACUGCCAGCCGACUGACCCAUGGGUCAGUGCAUGGCGCCGCCGGCACACCACCACUUCAUGCGGCGGCUGGUGCGGCUGCGGGCAGCAAGCAUGUGUCGUCACUGGCAGCAGCGGCAGCGGGCGUGGAUUCGGACCUGGAUUUGGAAUCAGCAGGCCAUUACCCGCACCCGCACCCACACAUGCAUCAGCAUCAGCAUCAGCAGCUCCCGGCAUUCGCCUACCAUGUGCACUUCCAGAUCCACCUCAUCUCCGACUCCUCCCGCCAGCGUCGCGGCUCGGCAGCUGCGGCGGCGUUUGAUGUGGAGGCGUUCAAGGCCGAGGUGGACACCCUGCGCAUGAGGAACCAGGCCUUCAAGUUCAGUGUGCACCCCGCGGCCCUGCACGACCAGCCCGCCCUGGCUGCUGGUCUGGCUGCUGCCACCCGCACCGCGCUGCAGGAGGUGCCGUCGGGGGAGGACUUCUUCGAGGCUGAGAUGGAGCGGGUGUACGUUGACAGCACGGAGCUGGCCGCCACCCUGCGCACCCUCUUCCCACCCACCCGGCAGCAGCAGCAGCGGGAGCAGCAGCAGGCGGGCAGACAGGGGGUGGCGCUCACGUCCCCCUCCCGCGACCUGCCCGUCUACGUGUUCCUGCUGGAGCGGGACGUGCCGGUGCUGCUGGACGCGCACUACAACGCGCGCGAGCUGGGGGACAUGGUGAUGGUGGUGGCAAACAGCGCCAGGAGGGACGAGCCCCCCACCGGCAUGAUGUGCGGCGGCUCGCUGCUGCCGCGACCCACCUCGCCGCUCAAGGAGGCGCUGGCGGCAGUGCUGGGGGCGCUAGGUGGGCUGCUGCCGCCGCACCUGGGUUACGACCCGCGCACCCACAGCAUCAGCCACGACUGGCUGUGGAGUGUGGGGGGCCACCCGCUGUCCUUCACGUCAACGGGCCUGCACUACGCCCCCCUCCAGCGCGACGCCCUGGCUCGCUCGCACCUGAUUGACGCGCUGGACGCCAGUGUGGGGGCGGUGAACGGGGCGGUGGGGCGGCUGGCGCGGGUGGCGGCCUCGGAGCACGUGUGGAAGCACCUCAAGGCCCACCAGGCCGCUGCCCGGGAGAUCGUACGGCAGUACGGCCAGGUUGUGUCGUACUGGCGCUCCGCAGUGGCCACCGCGUACGGCCUGGACCUGUCCUCCGCUCUGGAGUACCUGCGGGCGCUGGAGGGGCAGCUGGGGGCGCUGGAGCGGGCGGUGGGGGAGCUGGCGGAGCAGUCCGAGCCGCUCCGUUGCCGCUCCCAGGUUGUGGGGCAGCCGCUGCUGGUGCGGCGUCUGGCGCCCCUCAGCUGGGGGCUGAGUGGGCUGGCGGCGUUGGGGGCGCUGGGUUGGGGGGCGGGGCUGGGGCCGGGGGUGUGGAGGAAGAAGGCAAAGGCCAGCUGAGGAGGAGGGUGGAGAAAAAGAAAACUAGUUCUCAUUGCCCGAAAUUCAAUGCCCUAGACAGGCACUACUAACGAGCUGAGGAGGGGCGGGGAAGGAGAGGUAGAGGAAGGCUAGCCAUAAAGCAGCAAGGCCGCGCCACCAUGUGUUUUUGCUUAUUUAUAUGGUCGCCGACCCAUCCAGCCUAACCCGAACGGGGUUGAUAAGUACGUACGCUGGAGUGUGCUUGGUUGGAGGGAGGGAGGUGGAAGCACUACUCGCACUUAUUGGGCGUGUCGUGGACAGCAUUACCGGUGCCGGUAUUAUUGGAGGGGUGGUGUUGCUGUGCUUGCGUGCAAGUCCGUAUUACGUUGCCAUGAAGGUGUUAGGUGAAUGUAUAUGCAGCUCGGGGCUUGCUUGGCGGCCAACAGAGCAGGUGUGGCUGCUGGGGCUGUGAGGGAUAAUGCAAUAAGUAAGGGUGCUUAACGGAUGCAGUUGCACA